CCGCCGACUGGAAAUACUGAGGUUGCCGAAUUAUCUCGUAGGUAUAAACCUACGCCCACGAUUAACUUUAUUGAGCCUACAUCUGGUUGGAUUCGUGGAGGAACGGAGAUUACGGUUCAUGGAUCGAGAAUGGCGUUUACGCAGUCAAUUGAGUGUGUGUUCGGAAAUGCAACAGCCUACGCAACAUUCAUAUCUGCCGGAAAGCUCGUGUGCACCUCACCC
Phytophthora sojae is the source of this 222-nucleotide messenger RNA. RefSeq lists its product as hypothetical. The annotation marks the transcript as partial. NCBI's taxonomy places the organism in Eukaryota, Oomycota, Peronosporomycetes, Peronosporales, Peronosporaceae. The record is from RefSeq and is a predicted model, not a curated record. The transcript has a single exon.